Molecule: messenger RNA, 1536 nt
Organism: Caenorhabditis angaria
Lineage: Eukaryota; Metazoa; Nematoda; Chromadorea; Rhabditida; Rhabditidae
Source: the annotation of a GenBank genome assembly
AUGUGGAAAAUUCAAGUUAUUGGACCUUGGAUACUUCUCAUUGUUAGCUUUUUUGCGAUUAUUUAUCAGUUUUUGCAGAUCCAUGAGCUACAGGUAAAAUAUUUGUUUUCUCAUUCGAAAAAAUAAUUGAAUUCUUUUUUAGAACACACGGCAAAAGCGACAACUCACGACAUAUCGAGAUGAUGAGCAAGAAUCUACAGUACUCCUACCAAUAUUCGCGCAGAUAUCUGUAAUCAAACGCUUUUUUAUUUUCUUGAAUUUGAUUGUAUUUUCAGAAGAAACAUAUCAGAAAAGUUUGCAUGGAACAGUUUCAUCAAUUUUCAAACUUGAAUUCGAUUCCGAUGAGCAAAAAAUCACCGAAAAUCAAGAAAGAAGAAAAAACGAGAAAUGAAAGAAGUAAACAUUUUCAGGAACAAGUUUUAAAAACCCCCAAUUGUUUCUUUUAGAAUGUUCUGGAGUUCAACCAAUAUUUUCACAACCACAAUUAAUUGGAGAAAGAAGAAAUCAAGAAGGUAUAUGUUAUGUCAACUCAAAAUUUUUUGUAUUUUCAAUUAUUGAUUAAUUUCAGCUUGUGCUUAUUUGGAUGGUUCAUUUUGGUAUAUUUGUGAAAUGUCACAUGGGUAUACAAUUCUAAGUUUUAAAGGAACACGCCAGUUAAAUGCAUCGAAUGCUCAAGCAGUUCAAUUUUUACCGUAUCCAUUUGAAGGUUUUUCUUUAUUGAUGUUAUUUUGAAAAAAUUGAAUUUUUUCAGGAACUGAUAAUACUGUUUUAAAUGAAACAAUGUAUUAUACGAGUGAUGAUCGUCUUAUUUCCUAUAACUUCCGCGAUGAAACUACAAAAACUCUGAAAUUCAAAACUUCACAUGAACCACUUUAUAUAAAUUCAACAUCAAGUGUUGAUAUUCAAGCUGAAGAGCAUGGCCUUUGGAUAAUAUAUAAACGAGAUGAUAUUCUGACAGUUAGCCGAAUGAAAAACAUGGAGGUAAAUUAAAAAAAACGCAAAAAAUCAAGCCACCUAGGGGACUCGAACCCCUGACCUUAAGAUUAAAAGUCUCACGCUCUACCAACUGAGCUAAGGAGGCCAGCGAGUGCAGAGACGGGCAUGAUCAAUUUAUUUCUGUGUGUGUGUGUGUGUUUAUGGGUGUGUUGUAAAAACCAACUGUUGAGUGUAGAUAAGAGAACAUUGUUUUAUUUUUCUGAACGGAAAAUUAGAAAGUUAGUUUCGAAUAACUAUUUCUUUUAAUAUAUUUCGAAAAUUUAGAUAGUUUCAAAUUGGACUCUUCCAUCAAUUGAUCCUGCAAAACUAUGUAAUCUUUUUAUUCGAUGUGCUGUUUUAUAUUCUGUAGAAUGUAAUGGAAAUGUAACACCAGUUUAUGAUUUUUGGAGUCAUAAUUAUAUAAGAGGAAAAGAAAUAAAAUGGAAUGGAUUGGGAAAUACUCUCUCAAAUGUUCAAUAUGAUCCAUUAUCCAAAUCAAUUGCAAUUUUCUCAGAUUCCAAAAUCUUCAAAGUUUCAGUCGAAUCAAUUCCUACUAAAUGA